AUGGCGCUGCACCAUCUAUCUACCCUGAAUCUACGAAACAACAGCCUGUCUACAGCGGAACCGUUUCUACAGGGUCUCCCAUCACUACAAGAAUUGGUAUUGGCUGACAAUUUCGUAAAGGAGAUGAGUGACCUUGUUUUUCGUGGUUCAAAUUCCAUCAUUUUCGCUGACCUAGCGGCUAAUAAUAUAGCGGAUAUACCGUCGGCAGCACUGCAAAAUCUCACCGUUUUAGAAUCACUUAUUCUGAGUAAAAAUCGCAUUUCGUCCAUUCUGCCAUACACAUUUCAUACCUUGUCUAAUUUGAAUACACUUGAUUUGAGCGACAACCUCAUUGUCGACAUUUCCCGAAAUGCUUUUAGAGGACUGGAGAAUUUAAUGACAUUGAAUCUUGAUGGUAAUCGACUAAGCACGUUAGAAGUGGGUAGCAUGGACGGCCUACCAAAGCUGACACAUCUGUUCCUUAAUAGGAACCUACUCUCCAAUUUAGAUGCUGAUAUUUUCACCAGUGCAUACAUGUUAUCUCACAUCAGUCUUUCUCAAAACGUUUUGAAUGAUGUACCGAUAGACGCUCUUCAGGGGCUACUCAAUUUGAAAACGUUAUUACUUUCUGGAAACUUGAUUACUCAUCUACGAUCAUACUCCUUUCUUUCAUUGUCCACGGUAGAACACCUUUCUUUGGAGGACAUGCCGCUGGCUAAUAUCGAAGCCCGCGCUUUCGAGGGACUUGUGCGAUUAAGAGGGCUAUCAGUAAUGAACAAUCAGCUUGAAACAGUAUCUUUGGACGUGUUCGAUGAUGAUGUUACAGAUAUGAAGACAUUACUACUAACUGGGAAUCCUUGGGUAUGCGACUGUAAUAUGAACAAUUUGAUUAAUUUCUUCAAUUCACAAGGUUGGGUUAUUUCCGGAUCAGAUAUAAAUUUCGGUGAAACGAUAAAAUAUGUGCGUCCUCCAACCUGCAACAUUCCCAUUGAACUGAGAGGUGAACCACUUGAAGACGUGCACUUGCAGAACGCGUCCUGUCCAACUGAUACAACACAUGGUAGAUUUUCUGAAACAUUGAUGGUAACCGAUGCAAAGUCAAGGACAGACCCAAUAGACCAUAGCUCGUUUCAAGAUCGGGACACAACGUUUGAACCUAGUGCUACGGUUACCAGAACAGAAGCAGUAACACAAGCUUUAGCAACUACCCAAUCAUUGAAGACGACACUCAAAACAAUCACGUCGCCAAAGAAGAGCCGGGAAGAACAUAAAAUUUCACCGAGCUAUACCGAGGACGAACAUCAAGGUAAACCUGGAAAUUAUGAGAAACUGACUACAGCUGCCACAAGUGUAUAUAAACUACAAUUUGCUACUGAAAACGUUAUAACAGUCAAAGACAGUAUAACGUUUCAAAACAAAGGAAAGAAAGAUACGGGAAAUGUUAUUCGCUAUUCCAACAAAGAAGAAGCUAUCCCAAUUAAAGUCGAUGUUUCGGUGGCUGUAACAACAGAGGAAAAUGUCGCCAAGGAACUUCUACCAAAAAGUAAUGCAUAUGUUUCGACUAUUAUCAGCUGCACCAUAACUGGGGCACUAGGAAUAGUUUUACUUACAAUAAUGAUAUACUUCAUCGUUAUUGGAUGCAGGCGUUGUUGCUACCGUCAACGCAAGAAAAUAUAUCGAUUGAAAAGUAUUGAGAGUAUUUCUGUUGAUGAUAGACGCGAUAAUGGUAUGGAGUAUUUAGCCAUGAAUCUGGAUAACCAUGACGACGCCGCUGAUGAGUAUCUCGAAUCACAGUGCAAUACGUCACAGGAUGAACUCGAAUCCGGCUGUGUAACGCAGGGUGUUCAUUUAUUUGAAGACUUUCCUUCGCUAAAUGAAACCUCUCUGAAUGGACCCCAAGAUUUCGACAAUGCUGAUAUUUCCCUUUUGGGGCAUGUGUGA
Molecule: messenger RNA, 1920 nt
Organism: Saccoglossus kowalevskii
Lineage: Eukaryota; Metazoa; Hemichordata; Enteropneusta; Harrimaniidae
Product: leucine-rich repeat-containing protein 70-like
Source: RefSeq, a predicted model, not a curated record